AUGUCAGAGAAAAGACAAAAGUUGAGUGGUCAUGCCUACCGCAAAAAUGCAAAGGAGAAAGCUGAGCGUAUCAAAGAAGAGCUCAAGCACAUGCCAAAGAUACAACGUUUUUUCUCUAACAGAGGCACUGCUGGAGGUUCUGUACCUGUGGAGACUGAACAGGUGGCAGAAGGGCAGCAAUACAUACAAGACAAUACCACUGAGCCUGUUGCAACUUCUGCAAUAAUUAAUGCUAAUGAAGAAGCCAAUAUUGAUUUGGAAUUUUCUUCUGAUCCUGUGGAUUGGGAUAGGGAUAGUGAAAAGCUGAAGGACUAUUUAGCUAUAAAUGGCAUCACUCAGAAUAAAAAUGCUGACUUUUCCUUAUCGGCUCGCAAAUAUUCUGAUCGGACCCGGUCAUUCUCCAAUUUCUUUUUUAAACGUAAACUGCUGAAUGGAGAACUGCGUGAGAGAACCUGGCUGGUAUACUCUGAAAAAGCAAAAGCAGUUUUUUGUGCCCCUUGUCUUCUUUUGGGUAGUUCAUCUGCUAAAUGUCAGUUGGCUCAAGAAGGAUUUAGUGAUUGGAAGAAUGCUUCUGUUCGCCUAAGAGAACACGAAGACUCUGAGCAACAUAAAACAUGUUUUAUGAGUAUAAACAACAGGAACACUGCAAGUGGCAAAAUGGAUAACAUGCUGGUUUUGCAACAAAACAAUGAAAGCGAGUACUGGAGAAAUGUCCUCAGGCGUGUUGUUGCGGUUGUGAAGGCUUUAUCUUCUCGUGGAUUGGCAUUUAGAGGCACAGAUGAAAGUUUUGGCUCUCAAACAAAUGGUAACUAUCUAAUGUUACUUGAACUCAUUGCUGAGUUUGAUCCCUUCAUGAAAGAGCACAUUAAGCGCUAUGGCAAUGCUGGCUCUGGCACAGCAUCCUAUCUGUCCAAAACUGUUUGCUAUGAAUUCAUUGAAAUAUUGUCAGUCAGACUGUUAAAUGCAAUAAUUGUCGAGGUGAAGGAUGCUAAAUAUUACUCGAUAAGUGUGGAUUCAACCCCAGAUGUUUCUCACGUGGAUCAGCUAGCCUUCAUUAUACGAUAUGUGAAUGACGAGGGUGUGCCAGUGGAACGAUUUAUAAAGUUCAUACCACAUAUUGGCCACAAAGCUCAAAGUUUAUUUCAAGCUGUAAGUGAUACAUUAGAAUUUCACCAACUUGACCUUCAGAAUUGUAGAGGUCAGUCAUACGAUAAUGCUAGUAAUAUGGCCGGCCCAUAUUCUGGACUUCAGGCUCGUUUUAAAGAACAAAAUCCACUAGCUAUAUAUAUACCAUGCUCUGCACAUUCCCUGAACCUUGUAGGAACAUGUGCUGCAGAAAGCUGCGUAGAAGCAGUAUCAUUCUUUGGAGUCAUCCAACAGCUGUAUAAUUUUUUUUCUUUUUCUGCCUCUACAAGUAGGUGGGAAGUCUUAACUUCUCAUUUAAAUGCCAAGUCCACGGUUAAAAAUCUGUCCGUCACAAGAUGGUCAGCACGCAGUGAUGCAUGUCGUACUCUGAGGAAAUCAUGGACAGAAAUUAUUGAAGCCCUGGAAGCAAUAGAGGAUGAUGACUCUCAAAGGCCAGUGACAAGAAGUGAGGCUGCAGCACUUCUAAAAAGUCUGAAUUGUCUGGAGACCGCCUUCAUGACAGUAUUUUGGAACAGCAUUUUGGAACCUUUUAAUGCAACAAACAAACACUUGCAGAGUGCAGAUGUAGACAUUUCAGCAGUUGUGAAGCUCUAUGGGGCACUUCUCCACCUCAUGCAAAGCUAUAGAAAUGAGUUUGAAAGGUUUGAAUCAGAAGCCAAAGAACUCUCUGGCCUUGACCAUUUCAAAACCGCCUGCGCUAGAGCUAGAAAUUUUUUUUUUCCAUUUGAUGUAAGUCAAGAAGGAGACGUACAGUUAAAUGCUACAGACCAUUUCAGGGUAAACACGUUCUUUGCAAUUCUUGACAAAUUAAACAAUGAGCUGCAAAGGAGAUCUGAGGCUUAUGAAGAAGUCUACAACAAGUUUAAUUUUCUUGAAAAGCUUACUACACUAGAAACCAGCGAUAUACAAUCUCAGGCUUCUAACCUACGUAACAGCUAUCCUGAUGAUUUGGAACCGUCAUUUCCUAAUGAAUGUCUGUACCAUUGUUCUUACUUGAAAAAUAUUCAUAAAGGUGAGGCUUCAAUUUCAGAGCUCUACAAAACAUUCAAAUCAGAAAAAUUGCACAUAGUUAACCCUAACAUUGAUAUAGCAAUGCACAUUUAUCUUUGCACUCUGGUUACUAACUGUUCAGCAGAACGAUCUUUUUCAUGUCUCAAACGAGUAAAGAACUAUUUGCGAUCAUCUUUGGGUCAAGAAAGACUGAACAGUUUAGCUGUACUUGCCAUCGAGUCAGAGCUUUUAAAUACUUUUUCCUACGAAGAUGUUAUAGAUGAAUUUGCCAAAAGAAAAGUUAGAGCUAAAAAAAUGUAG
Rana temporaria (common frog) is the source of this 2457-nucleotide messenger RNA. Its product is annotated as zinc finger MYM-type protein 1-like. The transcript has a single exon. The coding region runs from base 1 to 2457 and encodes 818 amino acids. NCBI's taxonomy places the organism in Eukaryota, Metazoa, Chordata, Amphibia, Anura, Ranidae. The record is from RefSeq and is a predicted model, not a curated record. Gene Ontology annotation, molecular function: protein dimerization activity.